AGCAUGGGCUGCUCCCCGAGCAUCCACAGUUCCGACAACCGAGCGGCGAACCACAGCGUCGAGGACCGGGGCGCCCCGGGCCCCGCGCCGCCCCGGUCUAGACAGCGACGACGGUCGACCGCGUCCGGCUCCGGCCGCGUCCGGCUCGUGGAGCCUCAGCCUCGCAACGGCGGCGCCUCGAAGGUAUCAGAAACUGAUGUGCAAUUUGGCCCGAUGAGAUUUCAUCAAGACCAACUUCAGGUACUUUUAGUGUUUACCAAAGAAGAUAACCAGUGUAAUGGAUUCCACAGGGCAUGUGAAAAGGCUGGGUUUAAGUGCACAGUCACCAAGGAGGUGCAGGCUGUCCUUACCUGUUUCCUGGAAAAAAUCCAUGACAUCAUUAUCAUAGACCAUCGAAAUCCCCAGAAGCUGGAUGCAGAGGCACUGUGCAGGUCUAUCAGAUCAUCAAAACUCUCAGAAAACACAGUUAUUGUUGGUGUAGUACGCAGGGGGGACAAAGAGGAGGUGUCUUUAAUGCCCUUCAUUGCUGCUGGCUUCACAAGGAGGUAUAUAGAGAACCCCAACGUCAUGGCCUGUUACAAUGAACUGCUGCAGUUGGCAUUUGGAGAGGUGCGAUCACAAAUGAAACUCAGGGCUUGUAACUCAGUAUUCACUGCAUUAGAGAAAAGUCAAGAAGCAAUUGAAAUUACAAGUGAAGACCACAUUAUACAGUAUGCAAACCCUGCAUUUGAAACAACGAUGGGUUAUCAGUCAGGGGAAUUGAUAGGGAAGGAGUUAGCCCAAGUGCCCAUAAAUGAAAAGAAAGGGGACUUGCUUGACGCCAUAAACUCGUGUAUCACCAUAGGCAAGGAGUGGCAAGGAGUUUACCAUACCCAAAAGAAAAAUGGAGAUAAUAUACAACAAAAUGUGAAGAUAAUACCUGUCAUUGGGCAGGGCGGGAAAAUUAGACACUAUGUGUCCAUUAUCAGGGUGUGCAACGGCAGCGAUAAGGUUGAGACAGUAACUGAGUCUGUGCCGAUGAACAGUCAAGCAGAUAAUCAGGCAGGCAAACAUAAAGAGAGGAGGAAAAUUUCCAUAGAUGCCAAGGCGGUUUCCUCUAAAGCAAGUGAAGUUACCAAUCAGAGAAGACACUCCUCUCUGGCCCGGAUACACUCUAUGAUGAUCGAAGCACCCAUCACCAAGAUAAUCAACAUUAUCAACACUGCCCAGGAAAACAGCCCUAUGCCUGUGACAGAAGCCUUGAACCGUGUGCUGGAGAUUCUGAGAACCACUGAGUUAUAUUCACCACAGUUUAAUGCUGAGGAUGACCCUCACGCCGCCGACCUCGUUGGGGGCUUACUAUCUGAUGGCUUACGAAGGUUUUCAGGAAAUGAGUAUGUUCUUGCAACCAAAAACCUUCAGCCAUCUUCCAGCAGUAUUCCCACCCCCAUCUCCCUAAAUGACAUCCCACCACGGAUUGCCAUGGCCAUAGAAAAUGAAGAACAGUGGGACUUUGACAUCUUUGAGCUGGAAGCAGCUACUCAAAAAAGGCCUUUGAUUUAUCUAGGUCUCAAAACAUUUGCUCGUUUUGGAAUCUGUGAAUUCUUACAAUGCUCCGAGGCAACGCUGAGAUCGUGGUUUCAAAUUAUUGAAGCCAAUUAUCAUUCUUCUAACCCCUACCACAAUUCCACACAUUCUGCGGAUGUGCUCCAUGCCACUGCCUACUUCCUUUCCAGAAACAAAAUAAAGGAAACUUUAGAUCGGAUAGACGAGGUUGCCGCCCUCAUCGCCGCCGCCAUUCACGACGUGGACCACCCUGGGAGGACCAGCUCGUUCCUCUGCAACUCGGGGAACGAGCUGGCCGUGCUCUACAAUGACACAGCGGUGCUGGAGAGCCACCACGCCGCGCUGGCCUUCCAGCUGACCCUGGAAAAUGACAAGUGCAACAUCUUCAAAAACAUGGAGAGGAAUGACUACCGGACACUACGCCAGUGUAUUAUCGACAUGGUCCUGGCCACGGAAAUGACGAAACACUUUGAACAUGUCAACAAAUUUAUGAACAGCAUCACCAAGCCCUUGAAAACACAAGGGAGUGAGAAAACUGUCCUAAGUCCAGAAGCCCUGAGCACUCCAGAGAACCGGACUCUGAUCAAACGGAUGCUGAUCAAGUGUGCGGACGUGUCCAACCCCUGCCGGCGCCUGGAACACUGCAUCGAGUGGGCCGCACGCAUUUCCGAAGAGUAUUUUUCCCAGACUGAUGAAGAGAAGCAGCUGGACUUGCCUGUGAUGAUGCCAGUUUUUGACAGAAACACCUGCAGCAUCCCCAAGUCUCAGAUCUCUUUCAUUGACUACUUCAUCACGGACAUGUUUGACGCCUGGGACACCUUCAUUGGCCUGCCUGACCUUAUGCAGCAUCUAGACAACAACUUCAGGUACUGGAAAGGACUGGAUGAAAAGAAGCUGUGCAGCCUCCGUCCCCCCCCAGAAUAGUGGGGACCUCCUGUCCGGGCCCCGCCCUUCCCGGCUUCUGCAGGUUCUUAGGCCUUGAUGUUAGGCAGAACUGCCCCUCAUCCGCAGAGGCUGUGAAAGGACGUGGGGCGUCACCCUCUGGGGCCACCAUCUGAUGCCGGAGCUGCGCUGUGUGUUACCAUGGGCCUGGGGGCCCUGCAGAGGGGAGCCUGGCUCUCCUGGCAGCCACAGCACUGUCCCUCCUCGUUCCUCCAGCCGGCAGAACGGCCAUGGCGGCUUGCCUGCCUCUCGGGAGGUGAGUGCUCCUUUUACCACACUGCUGGAGUGACUUGUCUCUUUAACCGACUAGCAAACGAGAUAAAGAAGCUAAGGGUGAUCAUCCCAACUAUUAAAUGUUUUAUUUAUUUUAUUAGAAGUUUGACAUUUUCUAUGAAUUUAAAAAUACUUCAAAGCCAAAGCCACCUUCAGAUGCCACAACCAAAUUCACGAGUCAGUCUCACGAAGUGUUUAUGACUUGGUGCACAGACUUAUUUUCGUAAUGCAGAUCUAAAAUAUAAAAUGAUACAUUUUAUCACACUGUAGAAAUGUUAGACUCUUCUCGUCGGCGGUCGGUGUUAGUGGGGAAGGCAUUUUGCUGGUGAGGCUCAUUCUAGUGUGCAACAGAGGCCACAUCUGCAGACCCGGUUCUGAGCAGCAUCUGUGAUCCCAGGAGUUUUGCAGGUGUGCCUUGUCAGAAAAACUUGGAUGUGACCAUUUUUUUCCUAAAAUUUUAUAAUUGAAUUUCCAAGAGCCUGCCUUAUUUUAUACCGUUUCUAUAAAAUAUGCCCUAUAAAACAAAGCAAACCGGACUACUUAGUGGUCGAUAUUUUAUAACUAACAUGGGAUAUUUGAUUCUAGAAAUGUAUAAAGGCGAUAUCUCUUUGUGUUUUUAAUGAGCAUAAUACUACACAGAUGACACUUAAUGACAUGUCAGAGGGUUGGUUUCAUCUUAGACUUGUAUUUUUUCUGGAUGAAAUUAAACUGUUGUUUUUAAGAA
This is a messenger RNA of Peromyscus maniculatus bairdii (prairie deer mouse), 3484 nucleotides long. It is a transcript of the gene Pde8a, whose product is annotated as phosphodiesterase 8A. The record is from RefSeq and is a predicted model, not a curated record. Gene Ontology annotation, biological process: signal transduction; regulation of DNA-templated transcription. Gene Ontology annotation, molecular function: 3',5'-cyclic-nucleotide phosphodiesterase activity. NCBI's taxonomy places the organism in Eukaryota, Metazoa, Chordata, Mammalia, Rodentia, Cricetidae.